Messenger RNA from Poecilia reticulata (guppy), 1706 nucleotides. Its product is annotated as MAP kinase-activated protein kinase 2-like. Gene Ontology annotation, molecular function: ATP binding; protein kinase activity. Gene Ontology annotation, biological process: protein phosphorylation. The record is from RefSeq and is a predicted model, not a curated record. Lineage: Eukaryota; Metazoa; Chordata; Actinopteri; Cyprinodontiformes; Poeciliidae.
AGUUUCCGUUUCAGCAGCCGUGAGGUCGGCCGAUGACCAGCAUUGUUCUCAGCGCUCUCUCCGUCCCUGCUGGUUGUCCGUCGUUACGUGCCUGUUCCUUUAAGAAAUCUGUGAAUGGUGACUGAACUUGAGCUUUCCGCGCUGACGUAAAGGGUUACAGAGGUUGAUGUUCCCUCAGAAAGCGGCAGAGAUCUGUAAUGAGGACCGCAUAGGGGGGUGGAACUCAAUUUCUUAUUACUAUUUAUGCUCAUUUUUAAUGUUUCAAAUGAAGUUUUAAGUUGCCUUGUCUUUACUUUUUGCGAACAUAACGGUUCCGCUUAAACCUCCGCCCUUUUCUAAGAACCUCUUUUUGCCUUAUUUUCAGAUUUGCCUCUUUUUUUUUCUUGCUUUUUUUUUUUUUUUUUUUUUUUUGCUUUUGCAGUCUAAACAGUCUGGAAAUACCAAAGUCCUCUUGUUGGAUCACAAUGCCGCUGGAUUGCUCCUGUUGGAGACGGCAGUGAGCUUCAGUCGGUUCGGGUUUUAAGUGAAAAUGCUCCAUAUAGAGGAGGAGGAGCAGGAGGGGACUCCGAGCCCUGCGCAACACGGGACGGCGCUCCGCAGCAGCGGCUCCUCCAGUGUGGGCACCAGCAGCAGCUGCACGGUGGGGCUCCUGCCACCUGCUUACCCGAAAGCGGAGUUUAAGAGAAACGCGGUGACUGAUGACUAUAAGAUCACAUCUCAGGUUCUUGGUCUGGGAAUCAAUGGCAAAGUGCUGGAGUGUUACUGUAAGAAAACCGGGGAGAAAUGCGCCCUGAAGAUUCUCUACGACACUCCUAAAGCCAGACGCGAGGUCGAGCUUCACUGGCGAGUGUCGGGAGGCCCCCACAUCGUGCGAAUCCUCAGCCUGUACGAGAACAUGCACCAGGGGAAGAAAUGUCUGCUCAUUGUGAUGGAGUGCAUGGAGGGAGGGGAGCUGUUCAGCCGCAUCCAGGUCAGAGGAGACCAGGCCUUCACUGAGAGAGAGGUGUCGGAGAUCAUGCACGACAUCGGCACGGCCAUAGAGUACCUCCACCAUGUGGACAUCGCUCACAGAGACGUGAAGCCCGAGAACCUGCUCUACACGACAAAGGACAGCAACGCUACGUUAAAACUGACCGAUUUUGGCUUCGCAAAGGAGACUAAAAUGCACAAUUCCCUCCAAACCCCGUGUUACACCCCGUAUUAUGUUGCGCCUGAAGUGCUCGGGCCGGAGAAAUACGACAAGUCAUGUGACAUGUGGUCUCUGGGGGUCAUCAUGUACAUCCUACUCUGUGGAUUUCCCCCGUUCUACUCCAACACAGGCCAGGCCAUCUCUCCAGGUAUGAAACAGAGGAUCAGACUGGGCCAGUAUGAGUUUCCCAACCCUGAGUGGGUCGACGUUUCUGAGGAAGCCAAACAGCUGAUUGUUCAGCUGCUGAAGACAGACCCCAGUGAGAGGAUGACCAUCGCAGUCGAUGGUGGUCCCACAAACACCUCUGCACACGUCUCGGGUUUUGACAGAAGACAUGGAGCUGUGGGACGAUGUGAAGGAGGGAAUGACCAGCGCUCUGGCCACCAUGCGUGUGGACUACGACCAGGUGAAGAUUAAGGACUUGGACACGUCCAACAACCCUCUGCUAAACAAGAGACGGAAUAGGCCAGCAGGUGGCGCUACAGGCCAUUCAGAGGGCGCAGACAGGGGCAGCAGG